Molecule: messenger RNA, 2544 nt
Organism: Hippoglossus stenolepis (Pacific halibut)
Lineage: Eukaryota; Metazoa; Chordata; Actinopteri; Pleuronectiformes; Pleuronectidae
Gene: chrdl2
Product: chordin-like 2
Exons: 11
Coding region: 225-1409 (394 amino acids)
Molecular function (GO): protein binding
Source: RefSeq, a predicted model, not a curated record
UAUUUAUUGCGCACAGGAGAGCGAGUCGCGCACAUGUAAAAAAAAAAAUGAAGGCCAUGCUUUUCCUCCUCUUCAUCAUUUGGUUUGCAGAUGCAGAGCUGAAACCCAGGAAAGCUCGUCUGUCUCAUCUCUGACACGCAGGCUCUGCGGUGGUAUGUACUUUUAAAGACAAGACGUUCAGCCCAGGAGACAGCUGGCAUCCCUAUCUGGAGCCAUUUGGAUUUAUGUUCUGCAUGCGCUGCAUCUGCACUGAGAUAGGCCACGUGAAAUGUAACACAAUCAAGUGCCCGGCUCUGUCCUGUGAGAACCCAGUGGCUGUGCCUCAGCAGUGUUGUCCAAGGUGCACAGACGGGCCCAGGAUCCCUGCAGGCCUGAGAGCAUCAGUGAAGUCCUGCAGGCACAAUGGGAGUCUUUAUCAGCCGGGGGAAACCUUCACCAAGGUCGACCUCUUUCCAUCCAAGCAGAGCAACCAGUGUGCCAUGUGCUCAUGCUCCAAUGGAAACAUCUUCUGUGCUCUGAAAACGUGCCAACCAAUCACCUGUUCCUCUCCAGUGUCAGUUCCAGAUACCUGCUGUUUGGUGUGUAAAGAUCACGGCACCAGUGGGUCCUCAUCGGCUGAGGAUGGAAACCAGCAGCUGAACAGAGGCGUUAGGCACUCAGUCGACCAGUGUCCUGCAGAGCCGAGCAAGGUGCGGUCCGACCGUGCCACUGCGCCCAGGGUCAGGACUUCUCCCAGAGGCCUGAUCCUGAGUAAACUCAACCUCAAAGGGGCUUCGGAGACCACUGUGAAGAUUCUGUUGCAGAGGAAACAACAAAGAGCGUGUUUAUACAAUGGCAAGACGUACUCUCAUGGAGACAUGUGGCACCCAGUUUUGGGGAGGGUCCUGGAAUGCAUCCUGUGCACUUGUACUGAUGGCCUCCAGGACUGCAAACGCAUCACGUGUCCCAGCCAGUAUCCGUGCCAACAUCCCAUGAAGUCAGCGGGAAAGUGCUGCAAGACUUGUCCAGAGACCAAAGCUGAAAGUAACCGCACCCAGUGUUAUCCUGGAUUUAAAAACAGCGUCUUGGUGUAUAAAGUCGAAUCAUCUCUGAGACUCGACUCGUCCAGCGCAGUCAGGAUCAUCGCUGCUGAGAGAAAGAGAACUGCUGAAGUUGAAGUGCAAGCAUGGAAGACGGAUGAAGGUGUUUUGAAAAUAUUGGAUAUUGGUGACACUCAAAGAAAACACAUCAUGGAUCAUCCAGAAAAUUACACAAUGCUCACGACGCUUGAUGAAGACACAUGGAGUAAAUUUAAAGAGGAGGGAGGAAACCUGACGAAAGCUCCUCAGACCACGAUGUGUGAAGACGGGAUUCGGGAGGUGAUGACGUUCAUAAACCCCGCUCAGACUGAAGGCCUGUGCUCACCCUGAUACACACUCUUUGUGUCGAUGCUCCACAUAAGCACAUGGUUGAUAUACAUACUUCCUGUCAUGCAUGUUGCACUUGGAUCCUGAAUCCUUCCCUUUGUAAUGGUGGAGAUUCUAGUUAUGAUAUUGUUGCUCAUCAGUUAAUUCAGACAUCAUUGUGCAUCAUGUUUGAACCAUCGCAUAUUUGCAUUAUUUGAUUAUUAGGUUGCAAAACUAUGGGUAUUGCCAAAUUCUGAUAUAUUUAAAUAUAUAUAUUUAAAGAAUAAUGUCCUAAUAUUAUGAGAAUUAAGUCGUAAUUUAAUGAGAAAACUUUAGAAAAAUGUUUAUCUCAUUGUCACUUAAAAAAAUUCUCCACAUUCCUUGUGUUAACACAGUCUGAUCUUCUGAUUUUCCCCUUCUUUGACAUUUAGUCUAAGAUUACGACUUUAGUCUCGAAAUAUUUUGACUUUAUUCUCAUAAUAUUGCGGCUUUAUUCUUGUAAUAUAACAAUUUUACUCUCGAAAUCUCGAAAAUGUCCCCCUUUAAGUGGCCCUAAUACUCUGUCAUGUAAAACACAGGCUACAACUGUUCCGCCUCCACCUGUAAUAAUUCAAUAUGUUGGGAGACAAAAUGCAACAAAAGGUGAAGUGAACGUGGAGACAGCCUCCGUCUCCAGCUCUGAGUCUGUAGUUUGAGACUUUGAGGACAUUUAGGGAUCAGUAUUUUUCAAACAAACCCUUUACUUAAACAUAUAAAUAUAAUUUGUAUUUCAGAAUAUGCGGGGCAAGCUGCCAUGUUCUGGAAUGUAAAGGGUUUAUUAAAGGAUGUAUGAUCAACAUACUGUAUUUAUUGUAAAUAUUGAGGGUUUUUUGGCACCUUAUUUAAAGCGUUUUGGUUCUUGUAUGAUUUCUGUAUAUACAGUACAUUUGUGUGGUUGAAUGUUUUUCCCCUUUGCAUGAAGUAGCAAGAGGCAUCGCAUUGUGGUAAAUGCACAGUUUUAUCCAAACAGUGGUUUGUUAUCACAGCCUAAUGACAUCUUACAACUCCACAUACCAGAACUAUUUCAAUUUUAAGUGGCCAUUGUUGAUGUAGCUGAAUUCACUCUGUACCCCCCUGCUCACAAUUUUAACCCAUAAAGUUUUGUCUGUGUUUUACACCA